GUCGCGAGCCCAUCGGCCGACAGCGGACAGGCUCGUUUUCCGACUCCGCAAGGUUGUCCCCGGCGUGCCCUCAUUGGUGAAGGAGGGCGGGCAGGGUUGUUCCGAUUGGCGGAGAGCAGAGGGGCCCGCCCUCCCCAUCGCGCGGGGCAGGGGGCGUGGGGGCCGGUGCCGGGGGCGCCCGGCAGUCGGUGUCGGCCGGCGGCGGUGCGGGAUGGGCGGGUUGCUGCCCUUGUGCGCGGCGGCGCUGCUGCUGCUGCUGCUGGCGGCCGGCGGGGCCAUCCCGCCGCCGGAGGAGGCGGCGCGCAUGGCCCGCUUCGUGCUGCACAACUGCGACUGGGGCGCGCUGGCCACGCUCUCCGCGCAGGAAGGGCUGCGCGGCCGCCCGUUCGCCAACAUCUUCUCCCUCAGCGACGGGCCCCCUGGGCCGUUCAGCGGCAGCGGCGUCCCCUACCUCUACCUGACAGACAUGGAGAUCUCCGUGCAGGACCUGGAGAUCAAUUCAAAUGCAUCCUUAACUGUGUCUUUGGCACAGACUCCUUACUGCAAGAAGCACAGAUAUGAUCCCCAGAAUCCCCUCUGUGCCCACAUAAUCUUCUGUGGGAGUAUUGUAAAGGUGAAUGAUUCAGAAGCAGGCUUAGCAAAAAAAGCUUUAUUCAGUCGCCACCCUGAAAUGGAAAGUUGGCCUAAGGAUCAUAAUUGGUUCUUUGCCAAAUUCAACAUUACCAAUAUUUGGGUCCUGGACUACUUUGGUGGAUUGAAAAUUGUGACCCCAGAAGAAUAUUACAGCGUCAAGCCUUAGUGGAAGAAGAUCCUUGGUGAUGCUGAUACACAAAUGAAUUACUUUGGCUGUUUCAUGAAAGAUUUAUUUUUUUCUAUGUAUUGUAGAGCUGAAUUAAUAAUGCAAAAAAUCAAACACCUUGCAUUGUUAAUGAGCUUGUAUAACCCUUCUGAAGCAAAUGUAAAUUCUCACUAACUAGCACAGCUUGAAUCAUGUCAUACUCAAAAACCUUUGUGCAUAAGCCAUAACUAAAUUUUAUUCAUCGGACGUGAUUCUGGAAAGAUGUCUGUCUGUUGACAUUCUGCAUUCAGAAAUGCUGUGUUUACUGGAAACUAAAGGAUUAGUCCAUUUCUAAACCUUUCAAUGCCUUCGUUAAGUAAUAUCUGUUUGUGACCACUCUCCAAUUUUAUUUUAUUUUUAAUACCAGUUUAGUUUAGAUCUUUAUGGCAAAGUACUACAGGAUGGCUCAGCUGACUAUGGAAUGGAAAGCAUUGUUUGUAUUACGAUGGCAAAUGAUAUGCUGAGUUCCCAAAUUCUGUUAAGAAUUUUCUUUGCACGCUAAUACACUCACUCAUUUGAGCCGUUUUUCUAUUUUGCUACCUAUAUUGAAUGUGCUAUAGAAUAUAACUGUGUUUAUGCAAACUGUACGCAUACCUCAUGAUAAGUUCUUGGUAACUUCAGCUGGCAGUGGUUAUAUGCCCUGACUCUUUAAUAGAAGGAGGGUGGUAAUACCUGAAGUAUCUGGCUUUAGUAUAAGAAGAGUAGUGGCUUGUAAAUUCAAUGAGAAUGUUGUAAAGGGUAAAUGUUUUCUGAUUAGGAUCUUGAAAUCUUCAGCUUUGUUAGUCUGAUCAAAUGGCAAUGUAUCAGCUUUUAUUACUCUCAACAGUAGAACUGAGCAGAUUUUUGGUUUUGGAAGCCUUACACAGCAAUAUUGGGUUAGUUAUCCAGAAGUGAGAAAGAAGCAAUACAGUAUGACACAGAUGAUUUAUGACUUGUAGAAAAUGAAAAUUAAUGAAGGGUGUGCAUAAUUAAUUCUCUGUUAAAAUAAGCCACACACAACAACAAGAAAUAAAUGCCUUUUUAUAUCCUCUCAUGUCCCAUGUGCUGAGUUCACAAAUAUCCAAAAGUUAUUAUGAGCAGUUAAGUUGAUUUUUACAGUGAGCAAAUAUUACCUCAUCGACAGAGUAAAGAAUGUGAGAAUUUAGACUCCUUAGAGGCAGAUCCAUAUAUAGAACAGUGGAAUUCAUCAUAUCAAAUCUUCUCUACAUCUUAAUGUCAUUAUUAUAUCACUACUUUUCUCAAAUACUGGAAUGAUUUGUAAAAGUAUUUUUGACAUAACUUACUAAGUUUUCCUUCUCCGCAAGGGGCAAAAAGGUGCUUGUUACUGUAGCAAACCCAUUCUGUUCUACUAUUUGAAAAUUAGUUUAGGAUCAAAAAAACUUACAAUAUGGAAGCAAUUUAUGUUGAACAGAUAACACUGACAUUAAAUAUGAAAUUGGAAAAUAUUUUUAUAUAAGGCAUAACAAUUGUGGAAACUCAAAUGAUCCUCUGGUAUGGACUUGAUUCUUACCAUAGGGACACCUGAAUGCAUUACAUAUCACUCCGUAACUUCUUAUGUGUGAGACUGAUGAUGUUGGGCUUUUGUUAAAAUUAAAAUACUUUUUGACUA
Molecule: messenger RNA, 2447 nt
Organism: Aquila chrysaetos chrysaetos
Lineage: Eukaryota; Metazoa; Chordata; Aves; Accipitriformes; Accipitridae
Gene: CREG1
Product: cellular repressor of E1A stimulated genes 1
Exons: 4
Coding region: 212-799 (195 amino acids)
Source: RefSeq, a predicted model, not a curated record